AUGUAUAAAUGCAUGAAUGUUAAUCGUUUUCAUUUCAUUGAAGGUGAUACUGAUUCAUCUUAUUGGGCAAUCGCUGGCGAUCCAAAUCUUCCUAACACUCAAGCAUUUCAAGCAAUUGUUACCGAUAAACAAUUUUAUGAUAAAAACAUUUUCAAAUUCGCACCAUUUGAUUUCUUCUGUUUUGAUGAGAAAUUUAAACCUAAAUUAAAGAAUAAAGCUGAAGAAAAAGCACAUGAGAAGAAGUUAUUGGGUUUAGCAAUUGAGAAACAAGGUGAUAACAUGGUUGCUUUAUGCCCCAAGUGUUAUACAUCAUUCAACGGUUCAAUUGAUGGAAGUGAUUUUAAAAAGAUUGCACAAAAAAUGAAAGGUGUUAGUUUACGACAAAAUAAACAAUUAACACCUAAAAAUUAUUUGGAUAUAAUAAAUGAUAAAGUGAUAUUUGAUGGUCAGAAUAUUAAUUUACAACUUAAAAACGGGUCAAUGACUCGCUUAACAAUCGGUAAGACUGCAUUAACAGGAGCACACACUAAGGCUGUAUGUUGUGAAAAUGGAUGUUGUAUGCCAUUUAUUUAA
Messenger RNA from Trichomonas vaginalis G3, 573 nucleotides. RefSeq names its product DNA/RNA polymerase superfamily. The record is from RefSeq and is a predicted model, not a curated record. Lineage: Eukaryota; Parabasalia; Trichomonadida; Trichomonadidae. The coding region runs from base 1 to 573 and encodes 190 amino acids. The transcript has a single exon.